Messenger RNA from Penicillium argentinense, 1158 nucleotides. Its product is annotated as S-methyl-5-thioribose-1-phosphate isomerase. Gene Ontology annotation, molecular function: S-methyl-5-thioribose-1-phosphate isomerase activity. The record is from RefSeq and is a predicted model, not a curated record. The transcript is spliced from 2 exons. NCBI's taxonomy places the organism in Eukaryota, Fungi, Ascomycota, Eurotiomycetes, Eurotiales, Aspergillaceae. Bases 1 to 1158 code for a protein of 385 amino acids.
AUGCUACAAGCCAUCAAAUAUGACCAGGGUCACCUGGAAAUUCUCGACCAGUUGCAACUUCCCUUCGUUGAAAAAUACAUUCCCGUCCGGAACACGGAGGAUAGCUGGGAUGCUAUCAAGGCCAUGAAGGUCCGAGGAGCACCCGCAAUUGCCAUAGUGGCUAUGCUAGCGCUCUGUUCUGAGCUUCACACACUUGGAGUCGCUGGCAAGAUUCCCAACAACCCGGACGAGACCCGCCAAUUUAUCACUAAAAAGCUGGCCUAUCUGGUAACCAGUCGGCCAACGGCAGUGAAUUUGAGCGACGCAGCUCGCAAGCUGGAAAGUCUGACGACAACGCAGGCAGCACAACCUGGCGUGACUGGACAGGACGUUGCGGAGGCAUUCAUACGUGCUGCACAAGACAUGCUCGGCAAGGACCUCGAAGAUAACCAUCGAAUCGGCCACAACGGCGCAGAAUGGAUUAUGAGGAACGCUGCAAAGGCAGGCAGCUCCCAGGUCGCAGUUCUGACGCAUUGUAACACCGGCUCCCUUGCUACCUCGGGCUAUGGUACUGCGCUUGGCGUGAUCCGAUCCCUAGCAUCUCAGAGCCUUCUACGACAUGCGUACUGCACGGAAACAAGGCCUUACAACCAAGGAUCCCGGCUGACGGCAUUUGAAUUGGUUCAUGACAAUAUUCCUGCUACUCUGGUAACAGACUCAAUGGCUGCAGCCUUGCUCGCGGAUACUGGUGCAGGUGUAAACGCUAUUGUUGUCGGGGCAGACCGAGUUGCUGCAAAUGGUGAUACGGCCAACAAGAUUGGCACAUACGGCCUAGCCGUCCUGGCCAAGCAUCAUGGUGUCAAGUUUCUUGUGGCAGCACCUCUCACGACCAUUGACCUAGCCACGAAGUCAGGAGCCGAUAUUGUGAUUGAACAGCGCCCAUCAUCAGAAGUGACCAGCAUCAAGGGGCCGCGUGAAGACGCUGUCAGUGACAAUGGUGUAAUCCUAGAAACCGUUUGCAUUGCAGCACCGGGAAUUGGUGUCUGGAACCCUGCCUUCGACAUGACACCUUCGGCACUCAUUGAUGGUAUCAUCACUGAAAAAGGUGUGGUCGAAAAAGGCCCCGAUGGACAAUUCCACAUGGCCGCAUUGUUUAAUGAUCAUCUCCCUCGGGAUUAG